GAAAGGCAGGAUCUGCUGCAUGAGCUUGUUUUUUUACUGAGGAGAAAGAGAGAGAGAGAAAGAGAGAGAGAUAGAGGGAGAGCAGACAACACUGAUAUGGGUGACGCACAGUCGAGGUCAGUGAUGCUCCACCAUCAGGACCAACCUCGUAACUACGGAGGCCAGGGAGGCACAAACAACACAUCUUCCUCCUCGCUUCGAAACAGGAAGUGCGACAAAGACGGCAACUUCAACUUCCUGCCAGGUAAAGAUGAAGAGGACUUCACGGGCAGUGGAGGAGGAGACGAGAACCGAAACCAGGUGCGGCCACGUAGUUUAGGCCCGCUGGGUCGCGACCCUCCAAACUCCUCGCCGUCGUCUGCAUAUCACAACUCCAGUGGGACGCAGCGACCCAGAAUGCCCUGCUGGAGUCCACUGGAGCCCCUGCCUGAGAUCGAGAAUGUGGACGACGGGUUCGGGCGGGUUCCCCCAGAUGGAGCAGAGGAAGGGAGGAUGGAGGAGGAGGAGGGAGUCAUGAUGAGGAGGCUGAGUGAGAUGAAGCGACGGGAGAAGAAACAGUCGCAGAUGAAGAAAUGUGGCAUGGUUUCCAGAGGAAAAGAGGAAGAAGUCGACAUCCUGAAGCUGGAAGAUGAUGAUGAAUGGGGAGACAGUGACUCUGGGUCUGAGGACAGCUACCAGUCCGGCAGCAGCAUGUCCUCCCUCCACUUGGAGAGCACAGGAGACAGGGUGCUGAUGGGAGGAUGGGACCGCAUCGGAGUCGGUGAACCAAAAUUGAGCCCGCAAGAUGGCAACCAGUGCUCAAACACCAGCAGAGAAUGGGUCUCACGACAAAGCUUCAGCCAAAAAUCACUGGCUGGAAGCUUCCUGGGAGACCUCACAGAGGAGGGAAGAGGACCAGGAGACGACGAUGACCAGUCUUCAGACACAGACGGCGAGAAGUCAGAGCUGAUGGACGCCGUGUGGACGCUGCGAGACCGCGAGCGCUUCAAGGCCCAGGAGAUGGAGAAGCACCAGGUGCAGCUGACCAUGUACCGCCGCUUGGCACUGAUCCGCUGGGUGCGCACGCUACAGAGCCACGUCCAGGAGCAGCAGAACCGCCUGCAGUCCAGUUUCGACGUCAUACUCACGCACAGGAAGGAGCUGCUGCGCAUGGGCGCCGCCGCCACCGCCGUGGCAAACGCCGCUCCCCCCACUGCUGUCGGACAAUGAUGAACAGAGAAAGAAGGCGGGCGAACUGAAAGACUGGAAGUUGUUAAAACAGCUAUUUUUGCUGUGUUUGACUCUGACCUGAAGACAUUUUCCCUCACCCCAUCAUCCUCUUUGCCACUUUAAAGAUUCACAGUCAUGUUGUUGAUUGUUAUGAUGCAGAAACCUGAGUUUUUGUUGAAUUUCUGUACAAACAUUCAACUCGUCUUUAUUCAGGAAGACUCGCACUUCCCUGCAUCACUUCUACAAAUCAUUAGAAUAUAUUUUAUUCAAAGCUGCCAGUGAUUUUUGUUGUUGAUGUUAUUAUUCAGGCUCUGUCAGGCAGUACUAUCAGACCUGACUGAGGGAGCGCUAGUGUGUAUACACCAGCAGCACAGUGGCGGGAGGGGGACCAGAAGCAUUUGCUGAAUAACCAGGUGUUUUGAGCAGUAGAAUUCACUUCUGAACAUUUCUGAGGCACCUUUUUGUGUAACACAUCACUUGUUAUGUGUCACCGGGUGACACGGCAUUGUAGAGCUAAUUGGAGAGAUGAAUGAUCAGUAUUGUAUGAACUUAUCUGACAGUGGCUUGAACGCAGCGCACAUUUGUUUAUGUUGUUUAUACAUACAAUACAGUUUAAAUCCCCUGUCCCUUCAUAAAAAACAUAUUCUAUUUAAAGCAAUGGAAAAAUGAAUGACUGUGUUGUGAUGUUAAUGUCAUGUUUUAAUCCAAAAUGGUCUGUGUGCUUUUGCUGUCAUUGCUUGUAUUGACUUGUGAGUAUAGAAAACUAUAACUGUGCUAAAAGAUAAUGAGGAUGUAUCAGUGUAACAGAUGGUUUAUAGAUGCUGUAUAUACAUAUAUGAAAUAUAUAUAUAUAUAUAUAUAAUUAGAUAAAGAAUAAAUAAAACUACCACACGCUUUAA
Messenger RNA from Solea solea (common sole), 2108 nucleotides. Its product is annotated as UPF0500 protein C1orf216 homolog. Lineage: Eukaryota; Metazoa; Chordata; Actinopteri; Pleuronectiformes; Soleidae. The record is from RefSeq and is a predicted model, not a curated record. Bases 97 to 1209 code for a protein of 370 amino acids. The transcript is spliced from 2 exons.